Lates calcarifer (barramundi perch) is the source of this 3024-nucleotide messenger RNA. It is a transcript of the gene zmpste24, whose product is annotated as zinc metallopeptidase, STE24 homolog. The transcript is spliced from 9 exons. Bases 335 to 1738 code for a protein of 467 amino acids. Gene Ontology annotation, biological process: CAAX-box protein processing. Lineage: Eukaryota; Metazoa; Chordata; Actinopteri; Centropomidae. The record is from RefSeq and is a predicted model, not a curated record. Gene Ontology annotation, molecular function: metalloendopeptidase activity. Gene Ontology annotation, cellular component: endoplasmic reticulum membrane.
AACAACGUUUCAGUGAGGACCGAAUUGGUUGCCACACCGACAGGCUCGCAUCUCGCAUGAAUGGAAAGAUAUUAGCUGUAAAAGCCUUGACAUAGGAAUGGAAACUGGAUGCAGAGAUUUCCGAGUUAAAGUUAGUCCGUAUCUGUCGAUUUAACGUGGGCACACUUUUCCCUUGAUUCAACUUUAAAGUGUCUUUGUUUGUUUGUGUGUAGAGCGGGAGCUAAGUAGCUGCUAGCCUGAAGCUACCAGUCAGGCUAGGUAACGUUGACAUUAGCAUUAGCCUGUCGAGGUAGCCAGCCCUGCUCCAACUACAUAGACCAACAACAGAGCAAACAUGGUUGAAACUAUAUUUGACCUCCCGGUCGAAAAGCAGAUAUUUUAUGCUGUUUUGGGAUUUUCCUGGACAGUGUACCUAUGGGAGGCAUACCUUUCUUACAGACAGAGGAGGAUAUACAGAACAACAACACAUGUGCCACAGGAGCUAGGGAAGAUCAUGGAUUCUGAAACAUUUGAGAAGUCACGUCUUUAUCAGCUGGAUAAAAGCAACUUCAGCUUUUGGUCUGGACUCUACUCUGAGACUGAGGGGACGUUGAUCCUGCUCCUUGGGGGAAUCCCGUUUCUGUGGGGCGUCGCUGGUUCUGUGACGACUCGCUUCGGAUACGGUUCAGAGUACGAGAUCACCCAGUCCCUCGUGUUUCUGACGCUUGCCACCCUGUUCAGUGCCUUAACUGGACUUCCCUGGAGUUUGUACAACACAUUUGUCAUUGAGGAGAAGCACGGCUUUAAUCAGCAGACAUUGGGGUUCUUCCUGAAGGAUGCUGUAAAGAAGUUUGUUGUGACCCAGUGCAUCCUGCUGCCCGUAACCUCACUGCUCCUGUACAUCAUCAAAAUUGGUGGAGACUACUUUUUCAUCUACGCCUGGCUCUUUACCCUGGCUGUCUCUCUGGUGCUUGUCACCAUCUACGCUGAUUACAUUGCUCCCCUGUUCGACAAGUUCACUCCGUUGCCAGAAGGAGAGUUGAAGACAGACAUUGAGGCCAUGGCCAAGAGUAUAAGCUUCCCCCUCACUAAGGUUUAUGUUGUAGAAGGUUCCAAGCGUUCAUCACACAGCAAUGCAUACUUCUAUGGCUUCUUUAAGAACAAACGCAUCGUGCUGUUUGACACUCUGCUGGAAGACUACUCGCCUCUCAACAAGACUGGAGAGCCACAGGCCGAGCAGCCGGAGAGCGAUGAGACAUCCAGCGAAACAAAAGCCAAACCUAAGAACAAGAAACAAGGCUGCAACAACCCAGAGAUCCUCGCAGUAUUGGGUCAUGAGCUCGGCCACUGGAAGCUUGGCCACACUGUAAAGAAUAUUGUCAUCAGUCAGAUGAAUUCCUUCCUGUGCUUCUCCCUGUUUGCUGUUCUGAUUGGACGUAAGGAGUUGUUUGUAGCUUUUGGCUUCAAUGACAGCCAACCCACAUUAAUAGGCUUGAUGAUUAUCUUCCAGUUCAUCUUCUCCCCGUACAAUGAGCUCCUGUCCUUCUGUCUGACGGUUCUGAGUCGUAGGUUCGAGUUCCAGGCAGAUGCCUUCGCACGCGGCAUGGGCAAAGCCUCCGAGCUCUACUCUGCCCUCAUCAAGCUCAACAAGGAUAACCUGGGCUUCCCCGUGGCCGACUGGUUGUUCUCCAUGUGGCACUAUUCCCACCCUCCCCUCCUGGAGCGCCUCAGAGCGCUGGGCAACGUCAAGCAGGACUGACGGGGCUGGAAGGGGGAGCGGCGACCGCUGCCUCCUCCAAAGGGCCUCCGCAGGCCACUCCUGGCUCUGUGAUGCACCCUGGUCUUUCUUUACUCACCUGCACCCCCUCAUCUUGUUUUAUCUUGUUUUAGUCUCUUCUUCACUUGCCAUUCUUUCCAUUUUGUUCCCUUUGAAGCUUUGUUUUAAACAAAACCAAAACAUAUCAGCAUAAAGCAGCCCCCCAAAAAAUGAGCUCAUACUGAGGUCUCUGCUCUUUCUUUAGAGACACCUAAUUUGCACUUGCUGGGAGCAAUAUAUCUGAGCAAUGUGUGUUUUAAAAGAGUAUUGUCAGAGCACAGGCCACAUUUUGCAGAUAAAUUUAUUCUUAAAAUAACUAUAACUGUUGGUAACUUGGUUUCUUUUUAAUCUAAAAAGGAAGUGUAACAAAAACAAUUUGUCAUCUACAAAACCUUGAAUUUUACUCGCACAACUAUUUGUUCUUGUGAUGGAGAUAUGGCAUCCAACUGUUGAGCGCAUAAGAGUAAAGAGACGGCUAAUUCUACAAUAUACUGAGAGUUUUAUCUGCUGUCAAUACAGAUGUGGUAGGUGGGCAGACCGAUGACUUCUUACGAACUCAUGACAAUAUAUAUUUUCAGAUACACAGGCCAGAAUUUGAUUUGUCCCUCAAGUGCAAUGGUUGCUUUUUUAUUCUUUUAAAUGCAAUAUCUCAAGAGAAUACGUGUUAAUCCAGUUAUUAAAUCAGAUCCCCAGUUUUGCAAGAGGAACUAUGUAGAUGCUUUACCACAGUAAAAAAAAAAAAGUGAGUGCCUCGAAUUACUGCUGUUUUUGUUCAGAUAAUGAAAAUACUAUGAACAGAGCAGUGCAGAAAAUUUCAUUUGAAAUUAUGUUUGGCUUCUGAUUUUCAUUUUUUACAUGCAUUUUGGGGGGCAUGGGUCCUUGUUUUUUUCUAAAGUACUUGCUCGACGACAAGGGUGCAACCAUACCUGUACAUAUGUAACUUUAAUUAGUAGAGUAUUGACGUAUGAAGUGAAUUGUGAAAAAUGUUGAAUGUGGAUUGAAAUUUUAAGUUGAUAUAGUGGGUUGUUUUUUUUUUUUUGUUUGUUUGUUUGUUUCAUCUCUUGGAUUUUGGGCCUGAGUGAGCGCAGAGUUGCCUGGAAAGCAAAAUAUUUAUAGGGGACCUUGGAGAGGAGGUCUGCGAGGUUCCUUUUACCAAUAAGCCAGUGCCUGGUUUGUUCAGAGGGGACUGUAUACUUCCUUUGCAGCAUUGAAUAAAAUCCUUCAAAGCA